AUGAAAACCAAAUCAACGCUUAUUCAAAUGACACCGGUUGAACCAUUUAAUUCUAAUGGAGAUAACUCCAGUGUCUUAUCAUCAAUAAAAACAUUAGAAAAUCCCGUGCUGAAAGAAAUAAGCUUGAAAAAUAUUGGUGAACAACAAGAUGAUAUGCAUAUCAUCAAUCGUCGAGCAGGCAACCGAUCUCGUAAAUCCGAUCUAUUUGAUGAAUUAAUAGGGAUUAUUCGGACUCCGGAAACAAAUGCCUCUGACUGGCCAAAGUUUGAAAAGAAAUUAAAUGAAUAUCUAAAUGAUCGAUAUUCUCAUUUUGCUUGUUUGAACCAAAGAAAACGAAAGUUUUUUCAACGGUGUGAUAAAAACUUACUUCAUCCUAUUCAUCACGCCGUCUUAAACAAUAAUCAAUUUAUGUUUGAAAAGCUUUUCAAAGACUUUCACUGCGAUAUUAAUAUUCGUACGUUUGAUUAUGAUACAAUACUUAUUUUGGCGGCUCAAGCAGAAUCUAUUUGGGAGUCUUCAACAGAAAAUAGUGCUUCAUCAAGUACUGAUCAGAGCAACAUACCGAAACUGAUCGAAUAUCUUUUAUAUGAUGUGUACAGGGGGAACAUGAAAGCAAUCGAUGCACGUGACGAUGAAAAUCGAACAGCUCUUCAUCAUGCGAUUUUGCAUGGACGAUGGGAUUACAUGAAACGACUAAUUAAAUUGAAAGCGGAUGUUGAAGUUAAGACUAUGCUUAAAGCAACAGUUCUUCAUUUUAUCUGUCGUCGAGCUGAAGAUGAUACACACUGCUGUAAAAUGUUGGAAUUUUUAUUCAAAAACCGACAAAGCUUGGAUAGUAAAUUUCUUCUUCAGAAGAAUACCGACGGUUUGACAGCUCUUUGUGUUGCGGCACAACGAUCUUUUGAGCGAACAGUUGAAGAGCUUCUCAAAAAGUAUAAAUGUUCAGAAGAACAUGAUUCUUGUGGUAUUGAACUGGAAUAUGGCGUUCGUUCAAAUAAUAAAAAGAUUUUCGAUAAAAUUUAUCGCCAACACGAAUCGUGCUCUUUCCAGGGAACAGAUACAUACAAAUACUUACUGCAUCUCGCUGCAAAAUUCAAUAACAAUCGGAAAGUUUUUGUUGAAGCCAAUAGUAGUGAAAACAAUGGUGAACUCGAUAAAAUUUCGCAUAAAAUAAACACCAAAUAUUGUACAGAUGCUUGGGGACGCAUAAGUGCGGAAGGUUACAUGCCAAUGCACAUUGCCGCUCAUUAUGGUAACAAUGGAUUUAUCAAGUAUGCCAUUGAAAACGUCAAAUAUUGGAGAGAAUAUAUUUGUCAACCAACGCAGAAUAGUAGAAAAAUGAAUGUAUUACAUAUUUGUGUUGAACAAAGUGAAUUGACAUCAUUACCCGUCGAAAAUGAAAAGGGCAAAACCAUCAUAAUGUAUAGGCAUAGUAAAUAUCUGGAAAUUUUUAACACUAUACUCAAACGCGAUUCUAUGUGUUUUAAGACGUUACUUCAAGCAGGUGACAGUGAUAAAAAUACUCCACUUCAUAUUGCUGCUAGAAUGAAGAACGAAGAAAUUUUUGAAUAUUUAUUAAAACGUGGCAGGGAGUUGAAAAUUUCUAGUUCGAAAGGUAAGGAAGAAAAUAACAUAUAUGGAGUAACCGAACCACGGAAUUGGCUCGGACAAACACCAUUGUUUGAAUGUGCAAAAUAUAACAGAAAAUCAUUUAUGGAAAAACUAUUGUCAGAACAACCUAAUUCGAGCAAAUGGACGAAAAUACUUGAUCAAUUAAAAGAUCAAAAUCAAAUGACAUGCCUACACAUAGCAUGUUAUAACGGUAGUCUGGAUAUUGUUAAAUAUCUUACUACUUUGCAUCAGAUUUCAAUUAAUCCUUAUGCAAGUACUCGACAGACACCAUUGUAUGGAGCUUGCGAAGGAGGCUUUAUUGACGUUGUACGGUAUCUACUUGAUUAUACAGAUGCCAAUCCUACAAUAAGAACAGCCAAAGGUUACAAUUGUCUUGAUAUUGCUAUCGCAAGACACCAUCAUGAAAUUGUCAAACGUCUAUUGGAAUAUCCCGAAUGGCGUACUUUAAUGGAAAGUGUUCAAUAUGAAGACAGUGAUGUACCCAUUACGCCUAUGCGACGGUUGAUCAUAUCUAUGCCGGAAAUUGCCUAUGAACUUAUUGAUAAACAUUUUACAACGAUUAUUGGAGAUGCUGAUCAACCGAAACAUUUAAUUAAAUAUGACUACACAUUUAUUGAUGAUCAUUACAAUAUUUGUGAUUGGCAGUUCGAUGACCUUGUUGACAAGCCUGGGUCAAAAUUGAGCAAAUGGUAUAAAUCUAUAUUAACUAAGGUAAGCAUACCUGAUCGUCGUCAUCCAUAUACACCAAGUGCAUACACGCUACUUCGUAAUCAUCCUCUAAUGCUGAUGUCACAAUGUAGCCAAGAAAAAUUAAUAACACACCCAUUAUGUUUGGCAUUACGCAAAGCGAAAUUUCGGCGAUUUAGUCGCUGGAUACUUCUCUUAUCCUUUCUUAGCUAUAUUAUGUUUAUGGCUUUGUAUACUAUUGUUGUUCUUCAAACAAUUCAUCCACAACAUUACUAUGAUCUUUAUAAUUCAUCUGGAAAUGCUUCAGGUCAAAACAUCGAGUGGGAUUAUGGAUUCAAUAGUGACGUCUGUCGACGAGUAGGAAUUUAUUUAAUCGAAUCAGGAAAUACUGAUGCACGAAAGACGACAAAUCAAGAAAGAUAUUUAUUGAUGCUCGAUGUUUUAUUAAUUAUAUUUGUGAUUAAAAAUGGAAUUUUUAUAUUAGCUUCAUUUCCACGUUUUAUUCGUAAAAUAGCAUACUAUACAGAAGCACUUGCUCUAGUAUUGGUAUACGUGUGUAUCAGAGACGAUAAUUCAUGGCAAAGUUCUCUUAACUUUCGAUGUCCAAUUCAAUGGGAGCUAGGUUCAAUUGGUCUUCUAUUAUCUUGGUUGGUAUUCCUUUCAUAUAUGCGUUAUAUUCCUUGGAUGGAUAUUGGUCUAUAUGUUGUCAUGCUCAAUGUAAUCCUUUUAAAAUUUCUUCGAGCAAUACCUCUUUUAAUGGUACUCUUCUGUGGUUUUGGUUUUACUUAUUAUAUGCUAUUACAAUAUCAAACUGUUUAUGGGACUCCAUUUGAAGCAAUUUUUCGCACAGCAUUGAGUCUAUUCGAUUUAGGAUAUGAAAGUCGACUUUAUAAUCCACCAACUGGUGUUAUGUAUUAUCCUGUCGUCUAUUUUGUUUUCAUUCUAACUCAAAUUAUUCUAACUAUUCUUAUGACAAAUAUGUUGAUUGGUUUGGCUUUGGGAGAAAUUCCAACAUUGAAAACACAGGCGACACUUCUACGGAAUAAGAUGAUGUAUGAACUCUUCUUUGAUUAUGAAAUUUUUCAUCUUCAAUUGAAAACAAUAGUACGAAUUAUUUUAUAUUUCUUAAUGUGCCGUGUAUGUCGUCGACGUUCGAAUUCAAGUACUCAGUCACAUCACAUCCGACCCUCUUUCAGCCUAUUUGAAACUCAUGUAAACGAUGAAAUCAUCGAUGAUCAAUCAUCAGAUACUGCCAGCUUAGUAAAGAAAUAUUUUAAAUGGUUCCGAGAUACUAUUACAGAAGAUGAUAUUCAAUCAUUGAUAAUGGUUGAGAGAAAUUACCAAUAUUAUCAUAAAGAAAUGCAUACGGGGAAAGACCAAGCGAACUAA
Molecule: messenger RNA, 3708 nt
Organism: Adineta steineri
Lineage: Eukaryota; Metazoa; Rotifera; Eurotatoria; Adinetida; Adinetidae
Source: the annotation of a GenBank genome assembly